Molecule: messenger RNA, 1079 nt
Organism: Eutrema salsugineum
Lineage: Eukaryota; Viridiplantae; Streptophyta; Magnoliopsida; Brassicales; Brassicaceae
Exons: 2
Coding region: 156-890 (244 amino acids)
Source: RefSeq, a predicted model, not a curated record
UGUUUGAAUCUUGUCCCAUUCAAAAAUCUGCCCAUAUAUAUAGAGACAGUCUUCACUCUUAAAACCAAACCAUCAUCGACCACUUUAAAAUUCUAAGCAUAAGAUUAAGAGAAAUCCGAUUUUGUAUCUAAGAUUCUCAAUUAAUAAGAAAGAAAAUGGCGUUUUGGUCUGCUGAGAAUGCUACUAAAGCUUAUCUUAGUACACUCAAAACGGAUCAAAGAACAAAAGAACCAAACGUGGCCGAAUUCAUAUCAGCUCUAGCCGCCGGCAAUAACGCUAAAAAGAUCACCGUAGCUUGCGCCGGAGCUGUAAACGCCGACAUACUUGUUGCCCUAAUCGCUGCGGCUCAUCAAACGCGCGGUCAAGUGGUAUGCGUUUUACGUGGCCUCGAAGAACUAAUCAUAUCCAAGAAAAUGUUGGAACCAUCAGAGAUACAUCAGAUACAUUUUGUAAUCGGAGAAUCUAACAACAACACUCUAAUUAAUGAUCAUUUCGGAGAAGCCGAUUUCGUUCUCGUCGAUUGUAACCUCGAGAACCACCAGGAGAUCGUUAGAAAGAUUGUUAAUCACCAUGAAGAAAACGCAAGAAACGGCGGUGGAAGCGGUGUGGCGGUUGUGGUGGGAUAUAACGCGUUUUCGAGAGGGUCGUGGAGGUUUAACGAUGGGAGGAAAACGCAGUUUCUGCCCAUAGGAGAAGGAUUGCUUUUGACGAGGGUCAACGAUAAUGGUAAUUAUAAUCAGAAGAUGACAAUGAUAAACAAGAACAAUCAUCAUCACCAUCAUGAGCAUGUGAGGAAGAGUCAUUGGGUGGUGAAGGUUGAUAAAUGCACAGGAGAGGAACAUGUGUUUAGGGUUAGGGUUCCACGAGGAGAAGCGAUUAUUGAAGCUUAAUUAAUUUAAAACUUCUAUAUUAUUGGGUACUUAAGAGCAAAAACCACCUCUGUGAUGGUUCAGACGAGUGAGAGUAGUAAGAAGAUUAGUUAUUUUGUAUGAGUAAUUAUAAAGAGUUUUGAUUGGUAUUGGAGUGUUUUGUAUGAAGGGUGAAAAAAGUCUUAUUAUUAAUUAAGGACUUUUCUGUAA